AUGUUGGAUACGGGUUCAAAAAAGAUCAGCAUUUUAAGACAUGGGAGGUACAUUGGUGAUUUGAGUCCCAGUAAAUUUUCCACCCCUAAAAGAACCAGAGCUAAUAUUAAUCUAAUAAAAAAAGAUGUAAAAAUACUAAGAAAAAAAAAUAAAAUAUUAAAACAAAUAAAUUCCAGACUAGAAAAGAGAGUUUGUACAUUAGAAAAUAUUGUAAAUGAUCUAGAAAAAAAAAUGUUAGUGUCUGAAAAUGCAGUUAAACAUUUAAAAGUAUUAAAUUCUGUCGUCUUGGAAAAUAUUGUUAGUGGUGAUUUGAAAAAAAAAUAA
Molecule: messenger RNA, 324 nt
Organism: Macrosiphum euphorbiae (potato aphid)
Lineage: Eukaryota; Metazoa; Arthropoda; Insecta; Hemiptera; Aphididae
Source: the annotation of a GenBank genome assembly